AGUUGUUGUCUUAUAACGGGCAUGUUUAUAUUUUUUCAUUAAUUAGUGAACAAAAUUUUCAAAAAUGAGUGAGUGUAGAGUGUAGCUUGUCAGUAGUGUUUUCGUUUUAUUAUAAAAAUGGCAGAAAUUAAUAAAACUAAAUAUUAUAGUGACCAUGAAGUAUCCUCUUUAUACAAUAAUACUGAAAAGCUCGAUGAGGAAAAGAAUGUGGAUGGAUCUUAUUAUUUAACAUCGGAUAGAAUUUCAAGUUCCCAAAAGUACUCCGAAUCGUCUCUUGAUAAAGCUCUUAAAAAAAUAAUCAACGGAAAAAGGAAAGACAAACAAUCAUCUAUAGUUGAAAAGAAAUUAAAAUUAAAAAUUUAUACAAAACCGUCGUACUUAACAAAAAAGCAUAUACAGUCAUGGGUAAAUACGGGCUAUUUACCAUUUCAAACAAUUUCGAAUAAUGCUGAAGUUGUUGAUACAGAUUCAUUAAAUGAGAAACAAUCUUAUUAUAAUACCUGCAAUCAAGUUACUGAUACUGUAUAUAAACAAGGACUUGUUGAUAUGGACGGAUCUGACACUAUAAAGUUAUACGACAAUAAUAGUUUUAACUGCAGUUCAGUAGACACUACUGCAUAUAUUUUAUCUAAUAGUAAGACUAAAAAGAAAAAUGAAUCUAUGGCUACCGUUGUAAAUAACAAAUCUCCUAAUAAAAUUUUAUCCAAAAAUACUUUGCAUCAAAAUACAUCAUUAGAAAAAGAUGAGACACAAAAUGUAUCUAUGUCAAAUGCAUGCGACUCUAAUACAAAGCAUACUCAAAAUAAAACUAAGGAAAAUGAUAAUAACAUUGAAAAUGAUACCAUAUUAAAUGAAACAAUAAAUAUGGAAAAUUCCUUCAGUUUAAGACCUUCUAAACACAAGAAAUUAUACACUGGCAGAGAUUCUCCUAUGGAUAUUGUAGUGACACAAUUUAAGAAUACGAAUAUUCUUGAUGCGAAGAAGAAUUUACAUCCUGCUUUUAGAAGCAGUCCACCACCGGAAAAGUCGUCGAAAAAGUCAUCACAGAAAAGGAAAAAAAGGAGUUUUGCUAAAAAUGAUUUUAUUAAAAAAUCUCUAGACAAUAAGACAACUAACAAUCUAGAAGAAGAGACUUGUAACACAAAAAAAGAAACGGAUUUUAUAGAUUUUGUAGAUAAUUUAACGAUCUUUCAAUAUUCAAUGCCAAGUGAAAGAAUGCAAUUAUCAUGUAAAGCUUUGGUAGAACAAAUAAAACGUUUCCCAACUUUGGACUAUAUUAAGGACGUUAAUAAUAUAAAACGAUGUCCUAAAAAAAGAAAAUCUGAAACGAAGAAAGCAUUUAGCAAGGAAACAUCUACUGACUCUACUACUGACGAUAUCAGUAAGGAUUCUCAGCAAAUAUUACAGAGUGAGCUUAAUCCUUGUGUUAUUUUGGAACGUUUGCCGGAGGAGGUUAUCCAAUGUUACACAAAGAAGAAAACGUUACAAACCCCGAAAGAAAAAUUAAUGGAAAGCAACAAGAUUAAUGAUGAGGAUAUGUGUAACGACAGCAAUCUUGAAACAUGUCUUAAUACCACCAAUUCAAUAUUAAAUUGUACAAUUGUUAGUAAGGAUUCGAUUGAUAGCGGAGCUAGUACUAUCCUUUAUAAUAAUAAUAAUGUAUCGGUAUCUGACAAUUUUAAUGAAAGUGAUUGUUCAACUGUUAUUUUAUGUCCUGUUCAUUCAUCAAAUCCUGAUAACGUAAAUAAUAAAUCGGAUAAAGAUUUAGAACAGAAUCAAUCUGAUAGAAAUGAAAAACAAAAUCAAUCGAAUGAAGUUACAGAAGAAAAUCAAUUGGAUAAAGAUUUAGAACAAAAUCAAUUAAAUAAAGUUACAGAUAAAACUUCAAAUAAUUGUUUAGGUACAAAUUUAGAUACAGAUUUAGAUAAAGAAUUGGAUAAAGAUUUAAAUAAAAAUAUAAAUGACGAAAAAGUGAAAUGCUUGAAACCUGUGGUAGCUAUCAAACGAUUGAACAUACAGAGUAGAGAAAACAAUUCAAAUGAUAUAAAAAUAAAAACAUCAAUUAGAUCUAUCAAUAAAAGAAGAAAACAUAUAUCGAGAAAAUUACGUAGCUACUAUUCUCAGUUGCAAAAAGAAGAACGUACGACAAUAUCAAACAAUAUUUCAAAUAAUACAUCACCAAUUGUGAUGUUUAAAAACUCAAGAGAUCUAAAAAGUUUGAAAAAGGAUCAUACGCUUUCCAGCAAGGAAAAGUUGAAUAAAUUGAUAAGUUCAGAUAGUAAAUUGUCAAUUAGACCGAUUGUAAAGUUGAAACGAUUGUUACCGAAGAAUAAUGUUAAAAGUUUGCAUAAAAGUAAUAAUAAAAGAUAUCAAGAUUCAAGUAAGAAUGAUAAAGUUCAAAUAAAAAAGAAAAAAUCUAGAGAUAAUUUAGGAGAAAAUAAUAAUCUAUCUGUAGAUAGUUCAAACUCGAUGAGAAAUGAGUCCUCCCUUGGUCAAAAAAUAAGAUCUACAAGAACAAAAAGAUUACCAAUUUUUUACACUACUAAUAAUGAUUCUACCCAUCAUUACGAUUCAGAUUCAAAUUCAGAGUCAAAUUCAGAUUCAGAAUUGAAUACGAGUCAACCAUUUAUGGAAUGCAUUUUACAUUUUUACAAAAAUAAUAAAAAGCAGCGCGAAAGAAAAAAUACGAAAUUACUUAACGAUAAUAAUGAUAUGGUGAAAUCGAUUAAUCAACUCAUGUUAUCUAACUAUACCGAUAAGAAUUCUUCUGUACAAACUAGAUCUCAUUCUAAUAAGAAUCUCUCUAUUAUACAUAAUGUAAAUACAUUGUUAAGUAAUGCCAGAAUGAAUGAAAUUGAAGUUAAUAUGACAUGUUCUUCUGGCAAUAAACAAUGUAAUACAACGUUAAAAAGAGUAGCGAGAAAAACUUCAAGUUUCAAGAAGGAAAAUAAGAAAAGAUCAAUUGUUAAUAAAAAGAAUAAAUCUCGGAAGAAAAUUUUCUGUACUCAAGUUUAUGAAACGGAAUCAGAUUCAAGUAGGAGCGAAUAAAAAUAAUUUCUUACAUUAAUAUGUUUAAUAAUAUUGUUAUAUAUGUAAUUAUA
This is a messenger RNA of Polistes dominula (European paper wasp), 3101 nucleotides long. RefSeq lists its product as uncharacterized. Lineage: Eukaryota; Metazoa; Arthropoda; Insecta; Hymenoptera; Vespidae. The record is from RefSeq and is a predicted model, not a curated record.